AUGCCCAAAGCUUGCUCGGAAGCAGCAUUGAGUCUUCUCACAUGCAUGGAAAAGACAGAGUGUGUCAAGAAGGGGACCCCCUUGAUCGAAUGCAUGAAGGAUGAAAUUGCCAGUGAUCCAUGUCGCGCACAACGGAAUGCCUAUUACACCUGCAAACACUCACAGUUGAACAUGAGGACCAGAAUUCGAGGAGUUCGAGUUUACUAA
Molecule: messenger RNA, 207 nt
Organism: Seminavis robusta
Lineage: Eukaryota; Bacillariophyta; Bacillariophyceae; Naviculales; Naviculaceae
Source: the annotation of a GenBank genome assembly